Molecule: messenger RNA, 1339 nt
Organism: Halichondria panicea
Lineage: Eukaryota; Metazoa; Porifera; Demospongiae; Suberitida; Halichondriidae
Exons: 1
Coding region: 104-1243 (379 amino acids)
Molecular function (GO): protein binding
Source: RefSeq, a predicted model, not a curated record
UUUGACAAGACAGCACAAAAUCAGUAUAGACUAGAUCUUAAACAGAGGAUCUCAAAGGCUACUUCAAUUAAAGGCUAAAUAUUCAGUUUCUACCAGGCAAUUAAUGGCUGCAGCUCAUGAUGUUCCAAGUACCUCUGGUAUUGGUACCAAGAGGCAAAGGACUCAAUACUGGUACUCAAUACUGGGUUUGGGAAAAAACCGUUACAAAGAACUACGAAUAAUACGAAAAAUAGAAAAGCUGUCACAGGUGAAGUCACCAAUAAUAAAGUCAUUCCUUGGUGGAACUGCACCUUAUAAAUUAAGCAAUGAAAAUACUUAUGAAAAAACCGACGAUAUCGAUAUCCGUUUCCAUUACACUACUCACGGCCAUGUUGUUUACUUCUCUUUUCUGGGAUCCAGAACAGUAUACAUGUACAAGUCCACCAUUGACACCUGGUACCAACUCCCCGAUGUCCCUUUACGUGCUCAAAGUGGUAGGGCUGAACUUCCCGUAUGUGUUACCACGAUCCAGGGAGAGCUGACAGCUAUUGGUGAGGAUAACAAGCUGUACACUCUGACUGGACAGGGGGCCAAGCAACAGUGGACUGAAGAGUACCCACCAAUGCCAAGGGGGGCCCCACGGUAUCAUCAACCUGCCUACGAUGAUACCUACGACUACCUUAAUGCCGCCCUGAAUGCAUUUUGUGUGGGAGAAGCUCUUAUUGUAUUUACAUGCACUGAUAUCAAAAUAAUGAAUACCGUAAGCAAGCAAUGGUCAACAGCAGCAGCUAGCUUUCGCCCUUCAAUAGAGGAGCGGAGUGGUGGUGAUGCUAAAUUCUAUGAUUCACACCUCUGGGUCAUCUAUUACAAUGAUUCAAAGUGCAUAAAGUAUCACCUAGAUUCGCUCCUCAGCUCAUGUGAGCCUCCGAUAUUCGAGCAAGUGCCUCCAGCCCAAGCAUCACCCACUGAGUUUCUCUGCCGGGAAAUAGGUUCAAAUGGUGCACUAAGUUUAAAUGGUACUCUGAUUGGUGAAGGGUGCGUUGAUUCGAAUUUAGAUUAUUCGAGGCGUGAGAUACGUAAGUACAACCUAAACAAAACUAAUAACCCAACUACAUGUAAUAGCUGGGAGCGUAUUAGCUUGGAGAGUGAAAGUGUUGGCUUUUUAAGAAAGAAAGAAGGCGCACCAAUAGUUGCUUUGCCUGACAACAAAUUUAUGACGAUCGGCCUUCAUACCGACAGGGUACUGUUCUUCACAAUCGACUGACUAUUAGUUUUUGCAAAUUGUUGGACUUCAGUGAAUUUCAAUUACGAACAUACACAUGCUAACCGAUAAAAUUUAUUUGUAACAUUGCAUGCCCAC